Molecule: messenger RNA, 2262 nt
Organism: Thalassophryne amazonica
Lineage: Eukaryota; Metazoa; Chordata; Actinopteri; Batrachoidiformes; Batrachoididae
Product: gastrula zinc finger protein XlCGF57.1-like
Exons: 2
Coding region: 285-1913 (542 amino acids)
Biological process (GO): regulation of cytokine production; negative regulation of transcription by RNA polymerase II; regulation of immune system process
Source: RefSeq, a predicted model, not a curated record
UCGAGUUUUAUUUUGAAGGUCAAAAUAGAAAGUGGAGAAAUUGACAACUUCCUAAAAUGGCGCGUUUCAGUGGCAGAGUUUCGUUUUGGAGAAAAUUAACCCGAUAUCCAGCUGAACUAAACCAUUAGAAGUUUUCUCUGUGUGUUUAAACCUGGAACCGGCUUAAAUAUUAACUUAGGGAUAAUCUUUUCUUCUUCGCCAUUAGCUUUCAAAGCUAGCGGAGUUAGCUUAGCCUGCUAUCUGGGCCUUUUGUGUGUAAAAACAGUUUGUGUCAUUGUGUGAAAAUGCCUAAAGUCCAAAUUCUGAGAGCGUUACUGAAGCAGAGACUACCUGCAGGUGAUGAAGAAGAGAUAUUUGAGCUGUUUGAAAGAACAACAGCAGAAUACGAGGAGGAACUUUGUGGUUUAAAAGAGGAGAACGAACGACAAAGAAAACUACUGGAUGCUGUUUUUAACUCUGACGACAAAACAGAUGUGCAGCAUCUGCUGGUAAAAGAAACAGAGGUUCCUUUUGAGAAACAGCCAUGGGCAUGUAAUCUGGACCAAGACGACCCACAACUCCUUCACAUCAAAAAGGAAGAGGAGGAACUUUGGACCUGUGAGGAACAACAGCAUCUUCAAAUGCUGGAUGCUAAUUCCUCCAUAUACGCAAACGAUGAUGUGAAACCUCAGUCCUCACUUUGUCAUCAGCUCCAAAGUGAGGAGAACAGGGAGGCUGAGCCUCUUGCCAGAAACUCAGCUGAACAGAUAAAAACUGAAGAUAAUAAAGAGGCCUGGGGGGGAUCAGAACCAGAGGGCAGGUUAGAUCAAGACAGUUAUUUACACCCACAUAUUGAUGAGAUGAUUUCACACUCUGCUACAGAUGAAAUUGAUGUUGACUGGAAAGAGACCAAGGACCUUAGUUCAGGUAUAAUGUCAGUGAAAAAUGAGAUUGUCCCUGUUUGUGAUAACACAUAUAAUGCUGGUGUGAAACCACUUAACCCUGAGUGUGAUCAAAGGGUUGUUUGUAAGAGUAAUGUGAUGCCACACAUGUCAAUUCAUACAGGAGAGAAAGUGUUUCCCUGUUCCGGUUGUAACGAAAGAUUUAAUCAAAACAGCAGUCUGAAAACACAUAUUAUUGUUCAUACAGGAAAGAAAACAUUUAAGUGUUCUGAGUGUGGAAAAGCAUUUAGUCUAAAGGGUGAUUUGAAGAGACAUAUGAUCAGCCAUACAGGAAAGAAACCAUUUAAUUGUCCUGAGUGUGGAAAAGCAUUUGGCCUGAAGGGCAAUCUGAAGAACCACAUGGUUAUUCAUACAGGAAUUAAAUCAUUUAGCUGCUCUGAAUGUGGGAAAGCAUUUAGCCAAAAGACUCAUUUAGAGACUCAUAUGAUGACCCAUACAGGAAUCAAGAAACCAUUUAGCUGUUCCGAGUGUGGAAAAACAUUUAACCAAAGCCGCAGUUUGAAGACCCAUAUGCUAAUUCAUACAGGAGAAAGACCCUUUUGCUGUUCGGUGUGUGGAAAGACAUUUAAUCAAAACAGCAACCUGACAACACAUCUGCGAAUUCAUACAGGUGAAAGACCCUUUAGUUGUUCUGAGUGUGGAAAAACAUUUAACAACAACAGCAUUUUGAAAACCCAUAUGCUAAUUCAUACAGGAGAAAAAUCCAUUAGCUGUUCUGAGUGCCCAAAAACAUUUAACACAAACGGCAAUCUGAAAACUCAUAUGCUAAUUCAUAAAGGAAAUAAACCUUUUAAUUGUUCUGAUUGUGGAAAAGCAUUUGGUCUGAAGGGUAAUUUGAAAAGGCAUAUGACCUCCCAUACGGGAGAAAAACCAUUUAGCUGUUCUGAUUGUGGGAAAACAUUUCGCCAAAAGCGCCAUUUGAAGACACAUAUGAUAGUCCAUACAAGGACUAGACAGAAAACAAUUUAUUAGUCAAUAAAUCCAAAGUUUUUUAUGUUGAUCAAUCAACUAAUUGGAUGCCCAAUGCAACGACUGAUCAAGUGAUUGUAAUUGGAUGUUCAGUUUUUGCUGGAUGUAUUUUUAUUAUCCUAUUGAAAGAUAAAGACAUUGAUGCAGUCUUUUCAAAGUAACUUCACUGAAUGAUUCUUCCUUAAUUUAUAUAGCACUUUCCAGAAGUCAAAGCACUGAUCAAAAUAAACACUAAGAAGAAAACUGCAGAUAAAAUCUCAAAAGUGAGACCUUACCCAUUUGAAGUGCCUUGAGGCAGCUUUGUUGUGAUUUGGUGCUAUAUAAAUAUAUUUAAUUAAAUUGAAAAGCUAAU